Molecule: messenger RNA, 1434 nt
Organism: Penicillium psychrosexuale
Lineage: Eukaryota; Fungi; Ascomycota; Eurotiomycetes; Eurotiales; Aspergillaceae
Exons: 9
Coding region: 1-1434 (477 amino acids)
Biological process (GO): carbohydrate transport; transmembrane transport
Cellular component (GO): membrane
Molecular function (GO): carbohydrate:proton symporter activity
Source: RefSeq, a predicted model, not a curated record
AUGAGCCAGGCCUUUCUUAUUGAGGGUUACCAGGCUGGAAUUCUCGGAGGAGUGCAAGAUACCAAACCAUACCGUGAUGCACUCGGAAACCCUGAAGGGACGGAGAUAAUCCCAAUGAUCGCAUCUUCCUACACACUCGCAGCUACUGUAAUGUCUAUUGUGGUGGUGGUUGUGGGUAUGCCUCUAGGCCGCCGAAAUUCAAUCCUACUCGGCACGGUGUUGAUAUUCUUCGGUGGCAUCAUUCAGGCAGCGUCAUACUCGGUAGCACAAAUUAUCGUAGCUCGGGUCAUAUGUGGUUUCGGUAUCGCGUUUAUUACUUGCAAUGUCCCUAUGUAUAUGUCUGAGAUGAGUAUUCAUGCCAAUGAGCGCGGCCCCGAGGUAGCGAUCAACUGCUCUUCGCUCCUCGCAGGUAUCGCUUUAUCUUACUGGGCGGACUUUGGAUUCACAAGAAUGUCAAAUCAGCUAUCCUGGCGGUUGCCUGUUUCCAUCCAAUCCAUCUUUGCUCUCUUUUCAGCAGCUGGCAUUUUCUUCUGUCCGGACUCACCAAGGUGGUAUUAUGCAAAGGGGCGAACUGCUGAAGGCGAUAUCACCCUGGCAAGACUAUACAAUGUCUAUCGUGUUGACAAUAGUGCUCAACCCGAGAGUGCUUCCAUGGAGCUUGUAAGAGCUGAGAUUAUGCAGAACCUCCAGCUUGAGGCGGAACAAGAGAACCGACUCGGCUGGCUAAGCCUUGUUUGGGACAACACCCCGCUCCGUGUUGGCCGUCGGAUAAGGAUAUCGUUUAUCAUCCUAUCCAUUCAACAAAUAAUGGGAAUUAAUAUCAUGGUUUACUAUAUGCCCCUAAUAUUUUCGAACGUCGGCCUCUCGAGCUUCUUAUCGUCGCUCAUUUCUGCUGUUGCAUUGACAGUCCAAUUUACAGGCUCGCUGGUCACUAUUCCUACAAUUGAGAGGAUUGGCCGGCGUCGAAUCAUGCUGGUUGCAGCUGCCGUUCAGAGCUGCUGUAUGCUUGUUUUCGUGGUUUUAAAUGGUCUUCCUAGUAAGACGGAAAAGACCCAAUGGGCAGCCGCUGCUAUGAUGUUCCCAUAUAUGUUCAUGUACGGCUGGGGGUGGGUUACCUGUCCGUGGCUAUAUGGACCCGAGAUCGCUCCCCUCAAGUAUCGCCACAUCGGAGCCGCAGUUGGCCUGUUCGGCGAGUGGCUAUUCAGUUUUGUGACAGUAAUUGCUGGCGGCAUCGGGCUCGAAACAUCCGGCGGGAAGAUAUGGAUUUGGCCCCUUAUUUUCAACGUGCUGGGUUUUGGCUUCGUCUAUUUCAUGUGCCCUGAUCCGACCGGGAGAACUUUGGAAGAAAUUGACGCUCUAUUUGACACGGACUUCAGAUUACCACACACUUCCGACGAGAAGUUGUCAGUGCAUCAAAUUGAAAAUACGGCUUAA